UCUCAGUGCUGCCUGGCCUCCCAAUUGUCUCAUCAUGUACCUGCCCUAUGUCUUAAUAUGCAUGCUCUUGGAACUCUUAGCUGUAAGAUGCCAGCUGAUGCAAGGACGUAUAGUGGGUGGUUAUGCACCUGCACCCAAUUCGAUCAAAUACAUAGUCUCAAUACAAACAACCAGAGGACAGCAUUUCUGUGGAGGCUCCUUGAUUAGUAAAUACUGGGUGCUCACAGCGGCUCAUUGUAACCAAGGGCUAGACAACAUGUUGAUUGUGGCCGGGGACUACUCCCUGAGCAUGUACGAGGGCACAGAGCAGUUCUUUAUUCCGCACCUACUGAUACCACAUCCUCAGUACAGCAGCAAGACAAACAACGCAGACAUCAUGCUGAUCAAGCUGAAGUCCCCAGUGUACCUGAACAGCUACGUGUCCACGGUCCCGCUGCCCCGUCAGGGUGCGUCGGUGGCGGAGGGCAGGGUGUGCCGGGUGUCUGGCUGGGGAUUCACCAGCACCAACGGUGGCAUGCCCUCCACCCUGCGCACGGUCCAGCUGCCCAUCGUGUCCACAGCCAAAUGCAACAGCAGUGACUCUUUCAAUGGCAGCAUCACCUCCGACAUGCUGUGUGCUGGUUACAGCGAUGGAGGGAAAGAUGCCUGCAAGGGGGACUCUGGGGGUCCUCUGGUGUGUGAGGGGCGUGUCUACGGCCUGGUCUCCUGGGGGAGAGGUUGUGCUGACGCCCAGUACCCUGGGGUGUACACGACUGUGUCAAAUUUCCGUAGCUGGAUUGACCGGACCAUAUUCAGCUACUAUAGCAGGUGCAUCACGUAUUAACGCACAGUGUUUCGGAAACAUUACACAGGUCCUGAACUUGAAACACAUGUUCAUAACACACAACACAAUUCCCAGUUUGAUGUAGCUUGUAACUUGUUCUAAUAUUUUUCACCAUUUCAGAAUUGUGCACAAUAAUCGACCUGGGUUCAUUCUCAAGCUUGAAUAUUUAUAAUUUCAUGUUAGACACGUUUUCUUUUUAACUUUUAUACGACAAUAGGUCAGCAUACAGUACUUCCUUAUGCUGUGGAAGCAAUUGAGUACAUGUAAAUCAUCCACCCAAGGUGCCAUAUUGUUAUUUGUAGUGCCCAGUAAAACCUAGUAUGUAUAGUAGAUCCACUACUAAGAACCUAGUAUGUAUAGUAGAUCCACUACUAAGAACCUAGUAUGUAUAGUAGAUCCACUACUAGUAUGUAUAGUAGAUCCACUACUAGAACCUAGUAUGUAUAGUAGAUCCACUACUAGAACCUAGUAUGUAUAGUAGAUCCACUACUAGAACCUAGUAUGUAUAGUAGAUGGUAGCUAUGACAACCUUACAAACACCCUGCAUUUGACCUGUGACAUCGCGUUUGGUGACAAAAUAUAAAAAUGCCAAGCCUGGUUUAUUGAACAUCUACUGUAGUGUUCAGCCAGCCUCACAUGGUCCACACUUAAAGCACCUUUCAGUUUUGGAGUUGAGUGAAAGUACUGUAUAGAGCUAUAAUGUACUGCCUAUGGACUGAAAAGGCUGAAAUUGUUAGUCUUUCAAACAAUAAAGUAAACUUUGUGUUGUCAUGUUUUGUAAAAUAAAAAA
Hypomesus transpacificus is the source of this 1613-nucleotide messenger RNA. Its product is annotated as trypsin-3. The record is from RefSeq and is a predicted model, not a curated record. NCBI's taxonomy places the organism in Eukaryota, Metazoa, Chordata, Actinopteri, Osmeriformes, Osmeridae. Gene Ontology annotation, molecular function: serine-type endopeptidase activity. Bases 35 to 823 code for a protein of 262 amino acids. Gene Ontology annotation, biological process: proteolysis. The transcript is spliced from 5 exons.